AUGUCUACGAAAAAGCACGAGUCUGUUAUAAAAGUGAAAUCCAAAGGUCAAGUAGUCAAAGAAGCGAAAGACGACAAGACAGGCUUGACGGAAAUGGCGGGAAAGAUAGAGGAAACAGACGAAAUGAAGCUGAAAAUGUUGGCAGCAGUGGGUAAACCGGAACCGGAAGACCUCUUGUAUCCACCUGAGUUGAAUGCUCAUUUGCUUGAGCAGUUAAAGGUGAUGACAGCUGAGAACACUCAACUUAGAAAAAUGCUGUUCACCAAAGACCAACAGCUGAAAGAACUAAACAAAACCGUAGCGGACCUCAACAACAGAAUACGCGACAUUAUAACCAGUUCCGGUCCAACUGUUUCGUCGAAAUCGGCGGGAAUUAUUAGCGCGAAAAUAACAGAAUUGUGCAAACAGAACCGCCAUCUUGUCGCAGAAGUUGAGGGUUAUAAAACUAAAAACGCAGCUUUGGAGCGAAAGAUAAUGCAAAUAGAAUUGUUAAACCAAGAACAUGAAAAACUAGACAUUUGCGUUUGCCACGAAAAUCCACCUGACGUGGUAACUCCUGACGAAUUAAAAGAGUUAAAUAUGAAACUUGCUGCGGUCAACAAACGCUUGUGUGAUAGUAAGAAGAAGAAUUUGGAAUUGAAGAAUGAGAUUAUAGCCGCGACGAGAAUUCUUCAGCAGGAGUUGGGCGAUAAAUUCACGAGUUUGAAAGAGCUGCAGAAUGAUGUCAUAGGAUGGAAGGGGAGAGCGGAGAAGAUAGUGUUGCUGCAAGCGAAAAUUAACGACUUAGAGGAGAAGCUGAAUUUGAAACAGAAGGAGGCAGAUCCGAAGAAAAUGGAUCAGGGACAGAUAAUAAAAGAGAUCGAAGCAAAACGCAAGAAGGAGAUGGAACAAGCAUUGAAAGAUUACAAACUUGUCAAAGAUGAGAACCAUGAUCUGAAGAAGAAGCUGGAAGCAGCUAAAUGUAGGACGAGGAACCUGGAGUGCGACGCCACGACAAUCCGGCAGAAGAUGCAGACGUUUAUGGAGAAGAGUAACGCUGAUGAUAUGCUGAUCAAUGAGCAAAGGAAUCAAAUCAAAGCUCUAGAGUUGUAUUACCAAGACAUUCUAAAAGAGAAUACCAUCAAAAUUAACAAGAUGCAUAAUGAAAUUAUAGAAUAUCAGAAGCUGAACAAAAAUAUUGAGUCUAAAGUAGAUGCCCUCAGAAAACAGGCGACGGAAAAAGCCGCUAAAAUUGAAGAGCUGAGGGCUCAACUGCUUAGAUACGAAGAAUGUUCGUUGCAAAGCGUCUUCUUCACCCCAAUGAGAACGGCUACAGACAAUGAAAUACAACGAUUGACUGAACUAGUCGUGAAGCAGAACGAAAGAAUCGACGCCGAAAGAAAUAAAUGGGAGGAGUUAGAAGCGUCCCAUAGAAAACUCAAAGAAAAGAAAAGAAGAUUAGAAAAAAGAUUAGCAUUGUUGGAAGAGGAAUUGAAAUUCGUCACGGAAUCUAAAAGAGGUUCGCGAGCGUCAAAAUCUUCGUUGCCAAAGGAACACCAUGAAUUUAGCAUGCCUAUGAAGGAUCCGUCAGUUACGAAGAAAAAAUCACAAUCAGUAGCCACUAUAGCUGAGAAACCAAGCGAAAGUACGACGACAGAAUCCCAACAGGAUAGUUAUGAAUAUCUAGAUAAAGACGAGCUUAGAUACAAACUAGAAUUAACUGAUGAAAAGCUCAAGAUUUUGGAAGACAAGUUAAAAAUGGUGGAGGAAGAGAAACAAGAAGAUUAUAUUCACCUGACCGAGAUGAUUCAGAAUUCAAAGCAGUUGUUCAACGAAGCUCUGAUGGUGUUGCAAAAGGAGAAAUGUAUUUGUAACUAA
Messenger RNA from Pectinophora gossypiella (pink bollworm), 1857 nucleotides. Its product is annotated as coiled-coil domain-containing protein 13-like. Gene Ontology annotation, cellular component: centriolar satellite. Gene Ontology annotation, biological process: cytoplasmic microtubule organization; non-motile cilium assembly. The record is from RefSeq and is a predicted model, not a curated record. The transcript has 6 exons. The coding region runs from base 1 to 1857 and encodes 618 amino acids. Lineage: Eukaryota; Metazoa; Arthropoda; Insecta; Lepidoptera; Gelechiidae.